AUGGAUUCAAAUCAGGACCACAAGCUACAACUCAUGUGGCGUUACCUGAUACAACUCUGCGGUGUUCCGGGUUCGGAGGAUGGGGGUGCUGCCUCCUGGCCACGCCUCACUGAUAUGACAACUGAUGAGUUCCGGCACGAGCUCUGGAACUUUAUUCUCGCCGAGCAUCCUGAUGCACUGGUUCUACGAUUCCUUCGGGCUCGGAAGUAUAACGUUGAAGCAGCUAUGGCCAUGCUUCUCUCUGCAGUCCGAUGGCGCCGUGAAAGGCAAUUGGACAAGACCGUGAUACUGAUAGGUGAGAGUGUUGGGCUCAAGGACGGACCCUCGGAGGAUGACAAGGGAUUUAUCGCCCAGUAUCGCUCAGGAAAGAGCUAUGUCCGUGGCACCGACAAGGAGAAUCGGCCAAUUUAUGUCAUCAAAGUCGGUCUUCACGAUCCCAAUAUGCAGUCAGCAGAAGCCAUGGAGACGUAUAUUCUACACAAUGUCGAGAGUAUCCGAUUCUUGGCCAAGCCACCACAAGACAAAUUCUGUCUCCUCUUUGAUAUGACUGGGCUUGGCUUGAGAAACAUGGAUUUUCAUGUUGUCAAGUUUCUUCUGCUCAUCUUUGAAGCAAAGUAUCCAGAAACUCUAGGCCUGGUUCUUAUUCAUAAUGCGCCAUUUGUAUUUUGGGGACUAUGGAAUAUCAUCAAGGGUUGGCUCGACCCCGUGAUCGCAUCCAAGAUCAAUUUUACGCGCAAGACAGGGGACUUGCUGAAAUUCAUCUCCGAAGAGAAUCUCCAGUCAAAUUAUGGUGGGCGAGAUGAAUGGCAGUACAAGUACAUUGAGCCUGAAGAAGGGGAGAAUGCUAAAUUGUCGGACGGGGAACAGCGAGGGGAGAUUGAAAAGGAACGCGACGAGCUUAUCAACAGAUUUGAGCAAGAGACAAUACAGUGGGCGGCCUUGCCCAUUGACCAACCCAGCAUGAAAAGAAAUGAGACAGCAGUGCUGCUAAGAGAAAAUUACUGGAAACUUGAUCCGUAUAUCAGAUCAACAACAUAUUACAAGAGAGCAGGAGUGGUGGAUACCCAAGGCAAUGUUGACUUUCACGCAGCUAAGUAG
Molecule: messenger RNA, 1098 nt
Organism: Pestalotiopsis fici W106-1
Lineage: Eukaryota; Fungi; Ascomycota; Sordariomycetes; Amphisphaeriales; Sporocadaceae
Exons: 2
Coding region: 1-1098 (365 amino acids)
Source: RefSeq, a predicted model, not a curated record